Molecule: messenger RNA, 2775 nt
Organism: Volvox carteri f. nagariensis
Lineage: Eukaryota; Viridiplantae; Chlorophyta; Chlorophyceae; Chlamydomonadales; Volvocaceae
Exons: 20
Coding region: 1-2775 (924 amino acids)
Biological process (GO): positive regulation of translation
Molecular function (GO): GTPase activity; GTP binding; RNA binding
Source: RefSeq, a predicted model, not a curated record
AUGCGCUUGCGUCGCCCAAGCCGGUCACGGUCGCCUCGCGGGAGGGGCCCCAGCCGCGACGGCAAAGACGCCAAGGCGAAUGGGGAUCGCCCGCAGAGCCCCAAACCAGCAAAGGAGGUUGGCGCUGACGGAGGCGCCACACGCCUGGUGGUGGGCAACUUGACUCGCAACGUAACAGAAGACCACAUUCGGGAGAUUUUCAGCUGUUAUGGCGUGCUCAAAUCCGUUGAACUGGCGAUGGACCGGGCCGUUAACUUGCCGCGUGGCUUUGCUCACGUGGAAUACGAAAGCCACGAGGAUGCGGAGCGUGCGCUGGAUUUCAUGAAUAAUGGACAAAUCGACGGCAAUGCGGUCAGGGUAAACUUUGUUAUCCUCCCGAAGAAACGCUCGCCGCCACCGCCGCCACUUCCGCCGCCACCGGGGCGUGGGCCGUCUCCACCACGGCGUGGUGGCAGUCCGCCCCGCCGCGGCGGGCCCAGCCCCCCACGCCGGGGAAUGAGCCCGCCUCGGAGGGCGCUGAGCCCGCCGCGUCGGGGAGGGUUCGCCGGUCCGAAGGCCGCGCAGCCGCAGUCCUCCGCCGCGCGGCUACCAAGGGGGCAGGCGGCCCCUCUCGCCGCCGCAGCGACGGGGAGCUUCACCGCUGCGGCGAAGGUCUCCGCCGCGUCGCAGCCGCAGCCCGCCGCGCAGGUCCUCACCGGGGGGAGGAAGGCGGCGGCCGCUGUCAUCACGAUCACGGUCGCGCUCGCCGGCGGUUGGACCGAGGGUAGGGUGGACGCGUACCGUCGCCUGCACGGCGGCCUGCUCGCGGGCGUAGCAGCAGCUCGGACCGGUCAACGAGCAGCAGUCCGAGCAGGAGCUCUUCAUCGACGUCGUCGUCCUCCAGUGCCUGUUGAACGCAUUCGGAACUUCUCCAUCAUCGCACAUAUUGACCAUGGAAAGUCCACGUUGGCCGACCAGCUGUUGUUGAAGACGGGGACAGUGGCCGCGCGUGACAUGGUGGCCGCGGCCUCUUCCCGCCGCCCGCCCGUGCUGAGCAUGUCUUUCUCCCCUGAGUACCCGGGUCGCAUUGGGGAGGAGCAAUUCAUGGACAGCAACGAAAUUGAACGCGAGCGAGGCAUCACCAUCAAACUCAACACUGCGCGUAUGAAGUACCGCAGCAAGCGGGACGGCGAGCUGUACGCGCUGAACCUCAUUGACACCCCCGGACACGUGGACUUCACAUAUGAGGUAUCUCGUUCCCUGGCCGCCUGCGAGGGCGCGCUGCUGGUUGUGGAUGCCAGCCAGGGGGUGGAGGCGCAGACACUGGCCAAUGUGUGGCUGGCCCUGGAGAACGAUUUGGAGGUCAUACCCGUAUUGAACAAGAUCGACCUGCCGGGCGCUGACCCAGAUCGGGUCGUUCGCGAAAUCGAGGACAUCAUCGGUUUGGACUGCUCCAACAUCCUCAAGGUUUCGGCCAAGAUGGGUAUCGGCAUCGAGGAGACGUUGGAGGCCAUUGUGUCGCGUGUUCCCGCACCCAGGAACACCACCGCUGACCCCCUCAGGGCGCUCAUAUUCGACAGCUACUACGACCCAUACCGGGGGGUGGUGUGCCAGUUCAAGGUGAUGGAUGGUAAGGUUUCCCGCGGCGACGUCGUUCAAAUGAUGAACACGGGCAAGGAGUACCAACUGGACGAGAUCGGGGUGCUGGCACCGCACAAGGUGCAGGUGGAUACCCUGUACUGCGGCGAGGUGGGCUACCUGGCCGCCCAGAUCAAGUCCGUGCAGGACGCCCGAGUGGGCGACACGGUGACCCAGAAGAAGCAGCCCGCCGCCACCCCCCUCCCUGGAUACCAGGACAUUCAGCCCAUGGUGUACUGCGGACUGUUCCCCACGGACACCGACGACUACCAGGACCUUCGCGAGGCUCUUGAGAAGCUGCAGCUGAACGACGCGGCGCUCAAGUUCGAGCCCGAGGUGAACAACGCCAUGGGCUUUGGCUUCCGUUGCGGCUUCCUGGGUCUGCUGCACAUGGAGAUUGUCCAGGAGCGGCUUGAGCGCGAAUACAACUUGGAUCUGAUCACUACGGCGCCCACGGUGGUGUACCGCUGCAAGACCACUGACGGCGAGGAGUUUCAAGUCAACAGUCCUGCCGACCUUCCCGACGCUUCCCGGCGGGAAUGGAUAUCCGAGCCGUACGUCCGCCUGGAGAUGGUGACCCCCACUGAUUACGUUGGCAACCUCAUGGAGCUGGCUAAUGGGCGGAGAGGCGAGUUCGUCGAGAUGCGGUACCUGACAGACAGCCGCACCACCCUAGUGUUCAACAUCCCCCUGGCCGAGGUGGUCACCGACUACUUCGAUCAGCUCAAGAGCCGGUCCAAGGGAUACGCCAGCAUGGAGUACAAGAUCACGGGAUACAGAGAGAACGACCUGGUGAAGCUGGAGGUGAAGAUCAACGGGGAGCCGGCCGACCCGCUGUCCGUCAUCUGCCACCGCGACAACGCCUACCGCACGGGCCGCCAGCUGACCUCCAAGUUGAAGGAGCUCAUUCCCCGGCAGAUGUUCAGGGUCCCCAUUCAGGCGUGUAUCGGCACCAAGGUCGUUGCCAGUGAGGCCAUUGCCCCCUACCGCAAGGACGUGCUCGCUAAGUGCUACGGAGGGGACAUUAGCCGGAAGAAGAAGCUGCUGCAGAAGCAGGCGGAGGGAAAGAAGCGGAUGAAGGCCCUGGGCAAGGUGGAGGUGCCCCAGGAGGCCUUCAUGGCCAUCCUCAAGAUCGACCGGGAGUCCAAGGAAGAGUAG